UUCUGUCGACCAACACCUAAAUCUACCUUAGACCAAUAAUUUGAGCUUUUGAACAUGCAGUAGCAGUUCCUGAGUUCACGCUUGCAGUUCUGUAUCUAGUAUUCUUAUUCCCCCCUGCAUUAAUUACCUACCUAAGAAGUAGGUAAGGUAACCUACCACGGUGAUUACCACUAUCCGAAUCCUAUGUGUCUCUACGGCAUUGGUCUAUCUAUCAUGGCCACCCGCAGAUGAUAGUUAGUUCGACGCGCCUCCAAUCCCAGUACCUACCUACUUGCCUGCCUAGGUACCUACAUUCAGCCUGCCUUGCAGCCCAAUCAACGCCGAGCCUGAUAAUUGCUCGUCAUGUCCGCGCCAUAUUGGGGCCAAUUGCCCCCUUCAAAAGCUCGUCGCAUGUCCGACGACUUUGAUCAGACUGAUCGCAGACAGUCGUUGGAUCAGUCCACCUCUGACUCUCGCUCUCGCUCUCGCUCACAAUCACAUUCGCAAUCACUCUCUCGGUCUCAGUCCCAGCCGCGACCGCUACCGAUACCGCCAUCGAAACGAGCAUCCGUUCAAACCACCCAUACCGACGCCUAUACAGACUCCACUUUUAGUCCCUUCCAAACACCUACUACACCCUAUUUCCAAGACACCGGACUCGCUCCUCGUCCGCCCUCUUUACCAUAUGGGCAAAACCAAUAUCCUCCAGAGCUACAAGAACGCCGACGAAGACGCACCAGUCAGCCCCCAGAAAUUGGCUUCCACGACGAGACCCCUGCCUCGCCUCUCCUUCCCCCAGCAGCUCCUGACGUCCCUAAAGCCCCGCCUGUUAGCUAUAGGGACCCGUAUAGACAUAGUAGUCCAGCUUUCACUCCCACCUACUCUUACAACGCUGACGGCCAGCCUGGACCGCCGCUUUCAGCUUACCGAUACGGUUCGCCUAGGUACGGGUCACCACAGACCCGAACCGGGGCCAUGGACAUCGAGUCCUUCUAUAAUACUAGCACCCCACCCCCGGAGAAACAGGGCAAAGUACCCAUUCUCGACCGAUCUCGAGAGAAUUUUGGCGAGGAUGGGGUUUUCGGUGGGCAAGUAGGCGCAGAUAACGAAAGAUCUAGACCCAUACGUCGCUCAGAAAACGAAAAGGUUAUAGAAAAAGGGACCGCAGAUCCUGCUCCACCCAAGAGACGAGGGACCAUAAGUGCACCAGUAAAACGCCCGACAUGGGCAGACGAUCGGUCGCCGUUGCAGAAGCUCGAACUUACCCUCGAUAGCAUCACCAAGGAGGAGAAACGAGCUCGAGUAGAAGCUGCUGAACAACGCGCCAGAGAUCGGGCAGUACGAAGAGAUGAGGUGGAUCAAGAACGGCUUCAACUUCCGUCUGGGCAUCGAACUGGUCAGCAGGCUCGGUUGAAAGACCGGCGUGAACAUGAAGAUCGGCCUGAAGAACCACGUGCAAUUGUUCCAGAUCAGAUGCAAGCACAGCCAUCAGCAGCCGUGUUUCGUGGGCCUUUGUCUCAAAACCCAACAGAGGAUACUGGGCAGAACAUAGCAUCGGACCACUCCUUAGGUUCUCGGAUUCCAGUUGCUAAGAACCGAAAUGUUCCACCAACUGAAAAGGCUGAUUUGCCUCAACGUAACUUGAGCUUUCGUGAAAGGGCUGCCAAGAAUGAUCUCAACUUACCAAAAGAAGUAGAGAGUACCUCGCCGGCAUCACCCAUCACCCCGCCAAGCGGGGGCUUUUCCCUCACUCGGAGUGGAAGUAACAAGCUUAAAAAGAACCCCCCCGGAGAUCCUUGGUACAGCAUGCGUAGGGAGGCUGAAGAGAAAUCCGCGGCCCAGAAUCAACGCAAUAUACAGCCUGAGGAAAGGACCGGGCCCCCCAGAAACACCACUAUAGUUGAUAUUGCACAGUCCAACAACGGAUCACCCCGGAAAUUACCUCUUCUUCCAGUCGACUAUCCCGACAGACCUCCAGCUAGGGGUAAGAGGUUUGACUCGGGAGAAGAUUAUGACGACUCGUUCGGUAGACAGAGAGAAAUUAAUCCCGCAAUUGGGUAUGGCCGAACCGAAUCUACGGGAACGGGAAGCAGUCAGCAAUUGCCGUAUCAAAGUUCGUUACGAAACACGGACGCUCCUAAAGCGCCUACUGGUAGUGUGGUAAAAUCCGUCAAGUUUCCAGAGCGACAUAACGAGGCCCAAAUGUUUGAGGGCAGCGAGUAUGAAUCGGAAGUGAGUGGUCAUGGCCUCGGUUUUCAUGACUAUUUGCAUCGAGGCAAGCUUAGGCCUGGCCGAGGGAUGUACCAACGACCAACGUACUUGGAUGAGUGGAAGACCGCUACGGUAGGAACCCUACAUGGCCCUCUACUUGAUCUCAUCGAAGAGCCUUCUACGUCUACCGAAAAAACUACUCCGUGGUGGGAGGGUAGUGGUAGUACCAGUAAGCGUCGAGGUAGCACGACGACGCGGCCACAGCAGUUCGACGGGGCGUACGACGAUGCGCAGGUUCCAACCAGAUUCAGACCACAAUUAUAUCUCAAGUGUGGGCCGCUAUUGCGUUAUUGUGGGCUUCGUCAUGAAAAGCCUGUGACACGAACAAGUCUUGAUAACUCCCUUUCCGACCGAGAGAUAUGGAGAGGCUCUGUGAUGAUCGUUACGCAAGAUUCGCAAUCGUCGUACGACAUUCCACCAAUUCUCCGGCUUUUUGUUCAGCCUAUCGAACUCCUACCACCGCCCCCUGCAGAGCUCCAUGGAGAGCUGCCACCAGAGUACGUGGACCCAAUCGCUGGCAUACCAAAGCUUGGCCGACGAGGAGAGACUCUUUAUGUACGACCAGUAGAACAUCUAGAGGAAGGAAAAGAUGUUUCACGGUUUGAGCCCGAUGAUGGCUUAUUCGAAAUUACUAGAAGCGCACCCGACUUCAAUAAUGCACCUGAUCCGCCAGGCUCUUUUACUAGUCGCAAAAGACGCACUCCGGUUGACGGUGAGAAGCUUGGGAAGUAUAAAGACGUACGUGGAUUUCGCCUACAUACUGAGCGAGGUCAUACGUUUUGGAGAUUCAACAUCGAAGUUGAGCUUCGCGAAAAACAGCAAAGGGUCGCCUACCGUAUUAAUCAUGGGCCUGCGACAGCAUUCUGGGUGCCUGCUCGGGGCCAAUCGAUGAACAUCAUGUUCCACAGCUGUAAUGGAUUCAGCCUGAGCGUAAACCCUGACGAGUUCAGCGGUCCAGAUCCUAUGUGGCGUGACGUUCUCAAUAACCAUCAAACCCGGCCUUUUCACGUAAUGAUAGGAGGCGGAGACCAAGUCUACAAUGAUGCUAUCAUGCGAGAUACUCGUCACUUCCAGGAAUGGCUACAUAUCAAGAAUCCUUUGCACAAGAACAACGCUCCGUUCACUGCCGAAAUGCAGGAUGAAAUGGAACAAUUCUACCUGGAUAGAUACUCGAUGUGGUUCUCGCAGGGAUUAUUCGGUUUGGCGAACUGCCAGAUUCCCAUGGUCAACAUGUACGAUGAUCACGAUAUAAUUGAUGGCUUUGGUUCCUACCCUCACCAUUUUAUGAAGUCGCCAGUAUUUACUGGCCUAGGCAAUGUCGCGUUCAAAUACUACAUGCUCUUCCAGCAUCAGAGUCUGCCUGAAGAAACAGAGCAAUCAGAGCCAAGCUGGGUUCUUGGAAUGAAACAAGGGCCAUAUAUCCAUGAGCUGAGCCGCAGCAUGUUCAUACCUCUGGGUGCUAAAGUUUCCCUUCUUGCUGUUGAUUGCAGGACCGAGCGUACGAGAAACGAAGUUGUGCGUGAGAAUACGUGGAAGAAGCUCAUGGAUCGUUGUUACGACGAGAUUACCAAGAACGAGACGCAACACUUGCUCGUUCUAUUAGGGGUUCCUAUUGCUUACCCUCGCCUUGUUUGGCUUGAGAAUAUCUUAACUUCACGAUUAAUGGAUCCCAUUAAGGCUCUCGGGAAAGCGGGAAUGUUAGGUAAUUUCCUCAACCGCUUCGAUGGGGGCGUUGAAGUAUUAGAUGACCUUGACGAUCACUGGACAGCAAAGAACCACAAAGAUGAGCGGAGGUUUGUUAUCGAAGAUUUACAAGAUCUUGCCGCAGACAAAUCCGUUCGUGUGACGAUCCUGAGCGGCGACGUACAUCUAGCUGCGGUCGGCCAAUUCUACUCCAAUGCUAAGCAGAACCUUGCCAAGCACAAGGAUUUCCGCUACAUGCCUAAUAUCAUCUCGUCUGCUAUUGCUAACACGCCGCCUCCUGAUCUGAUGGCGGAUAUUCUCAACAAGCGAAACAAGAUUCAUCAUUUCGACAAGGAGACCGACGAAGACAUGAUCCCUAUCUUCACCAAUGGCGUAGAUGGCAAGCCACGAAAUAACAAGCGUCUUCUACCUCAUCGCAAUUGGUGUUCUAUUCGUGAAUACGUCCCUGGACAGACGCCACCGCCUACUCCGUCGCUGGAGGAUUACGACCUUACUCCUGAAGGUACACCACCAGGUAGCCGAGUUGGGCUCUUCCGUAAAUUCUCGUUGACCAAGAAUCGUGGCCCCACUAUCCGUCCCGAUGUUGCCGCGGACCGCUCGCGUCCGCCUUUGUCUAGCGGCAGCGGCUUGUUCCGUUCCUUCUCACGGCGGCGCACCUCUUCCGAAAAUGUGUCACGGCCUAAUAAGAUUCUACGCACGCUAUCACUAGGCCGUGGUGACCCCUCUCGCCCACGCGGUAGUGGUCUAUUUGGGCGGAAGAGUAGCAUUGAUCGGUCCAACGAUGGCGGCAUCAAUGGCGACUGGGGCCCAGAUAGUGAGGAGGAUAUGUAUGACGAUGUGCAACCGCCCGCUCGGCAAAGGGUAGCUCGGCCAGCUGUUUACGGCCCGGGACAUUCGGACUACGGAAGUAACACGAGCGCGGGCAACAUGGGAUAUAUGCGUGGUGGGGCUGGGGACCACCGAAACGACGAGUAUGAGGUCGGCGAUGAUUCCUUCUUUACCGCCCGCUCCCCGCGUCGUGCGGUCACGCAACCUGUGGCCGCUUCUACAUCCUACAAUAACGAAUAUAAUCGUAGCAACGACUACAACGAUUACUAUAACCGCGAAAGUUCAGAGGAAGCGUACGACGACACGCUGGCGCCGCCAACGCGCCCGUUUAAGCGUACGCCUACCGGACUCUCGACGAAGCUACUUAAGAAGCGCGGCCCCGAGCACUUCGAGGUCGACAUCCAAGGCGGUCUAGAGGUGUGCCUCAACGUCGAAGUCAACCCCAAGGACCCCGCGGGUAUCACAGUCCCGUACAGACUGCUCGUUCCGAGGCUGUGGUAUGAGUACCAGGGCGAGGACGGGGGCCAUGACACAGAGCCUGAGAUACAGCAGGGGCGAAGAGAGGAGAUCCCUCAAGCACCAACGCCAGGACCUCCGCCUGCGCCUGCGUCCAUGAUGUCCGAGGAUUUGGACGAGGAGUACGAGGACGACUAUGAGGAGAAACCCACAGGAGGAUUGCUGAAACGCAUAUUUAGCGGUCGUGGGAGACGCGCGAGUGAGGGUGGUGGCGGUGGGGGAAGUCAUUACAGGGCGAGGAGACAAUCGCCUUAAGUUUGAAGUUGCCGAGCAUAUAUUAAGCGGUACAAAUAUGAAGAGAGAGAGUGUGUGAGAGUCAUGGACAGGCUAUAUUAUGAUCAUAUAUGCCUAAGGUACGACCAGGCUCAGCAACAAAGGGAGCCUUUUCUUCGUUGGAUUUUUUUUUUAAAUUUUCUGGAAACAGGGGAAUAUUGUUAACAUGUAUGGGAGCUAGGAUGGUCAGGGAAAAGUUUCUGGUUUCAACGAUUUUUUAGCCCUGGCGGUGUUUCUUUUCUUCUUUGCCGAUGCGGUUUCGACCGAUUUACCUACCUGCCUGCCUACCUAGAGAUUGGGUACCUAAGGUGGGUAGGUAAGUCCCCUUUUGAUGAGGAGCUCUUGACGAAAGGGUUGGCUCGAACGAAGUAUCUUCUAAGGGAGAGCGUUGGUU
Molecule: messenger RNA, 5965 nt
Organism: Hypoxylon fragiforme
Lineage: Eukaryota; Fungi; Ascomycota; Sordariomycetes; Xylariales; Hypoxylaceae
Exons: 2
Coding region: 343-5553 (1736 amino acids)
Cellular component (GO): membrane
Source: RefSeq, a predicted model, not a curated record